AACACCAUUCAUAGUUAGCCUCUAAACCCUAACCCAAAAAGCAAAAGUAAAGAUAUGGAAGAAGACGGCACCAAGGCUGCUGAGCUAUUCAGCCGAGGCUACUCCUUCACCUACGACGACGUUAUCUUUCACCCUCACUACAUCGACUUCCCCACCGAUGCCGUCUCUUUGUCCACCCACCUUUCCCGUAAUAUUCGUCUUUCCAUCCCCUGCGUCGCCUCCCCUAUGGACACUGUUUCCGAAGCUCACAUGGCUGCUUCAAUGGCUGCCCUUGGCGGUAUCGCAAUUGUUCACUCCAACUGUACUCCUUCUCAACAAGCUUCCAUCAUCCGUGCUGCUAAGUCUCUUCGUGUUCCUAUAACUCCUUCAGUUUCCUUUGUCUCUCCUGCUGAUGCUCUUCCCGCUUCGUACGGACGAUACGUUUUUAUUACCGAAUCAGAUGGUCUACCAUCCAAGCUGUUGGGUUAUCUCUCGUCAUCUGAUUGUGACAACCUGAGAGAUAAACCAGGGAAACUCAUUGAUUACAAGCGGGAUUGUAGGACUGUGGAGUAUGUUCCUUGGAAUUAUGAUUUGGGAAAGAUAGAGGGGAUUUUAGAGGAAAAGAAACGUGAUUUCGUGGCGUUGGAGAGGGAUGGUGAGGUCGUUAAUGUGGUGAUGAAAGAGGACGUGGAGAGGCUGAAGGGGUACCCGAAAUUAAGGGCGGGAACAGUUGGGGCUGAUGGAGAAUGGAUGGUGGGUGCUGCAAUAGGGACAAGACAGUCAGAUAAGAAGAGGUUGGAGCACUUGGUGAAGGCAGGGGCCAAUGUGAUUGUUUUGGAUAGCUCUCAGGGUAAUUCUAUAUAUCAGAUUGAGAUGAUCAAGUUCAUCAAAAAGACAUAUCCUCAGUUGGAUGUAAUUGGUGGGAAUGUGGUGACUAUGGCUCAAGCACAUAAUUUGAUUCAGGCGGGUGUAGAUGGAUUAAGAGUUGGUAUGGGGUCUGGAUCCAUUUGCACCACCCAAGAGGUUUGUGCUGUCGGACGGGGACAGGCUACAGCCGUUUACAAGGUGUCAUUAAUUGCGGCACAGCAUGGUGUGCCUGUCAUUGCCGAUGGUGGCAUUUCCAACUCUGGACAUAUUGUCAAGGCUUUGGCUUUGGGGGCAUCUACUGUGAUGAUGGGAAGUUUUUUAGCUGGAAGCACCGAAUCUCCUGGAGCCUAUGAGUAUAAGAAUGGUCAACGAGUCAAAAAAUAUCGUGGCAUGGGCUCUCUAGAAGCAAUGACCAAAGGAAGCGAUCAAAGAUAUUUGGGCGAUACCGCUAAGUUGAAGAUCGCGCAAGGGGUUGUUGGAGCAGUUGCAGAUAAGGGUUCUGUACUAAAAUUUAUACCUUACGCGAUGCAAGCAGUAAAGCAAGGAUUCCAAGAUCUCGGUGCUUCCUCCUUACCAUCUGCACAUGAGCUCUUAAAAUCAGGCACACUGAGGCUUGAGGUUCGGACUGGUGCCGCGCAAGCUGAAGGUGGAAUACAUGGUCUGGUUUCGUACGAGAAAAAAUCAUUUUGAGAUUUUUCAUUGUUUUUGUUGUUAAAGACAUUUUGGUUUCGUAUAAGAAAUAGUUGGGGAUGUUUAUGCGUAUGAUUAACUUUUUGUUAGAAAUGUCAAGUUUAGAACCAAA
Hibiscus syriacus is the source of this 1648-nucleotide messenger RNA. RefSeq names its product inosine-5'-monophosphate dehydrogenase 2-like. Gene Ontology annotation, cellular component: cytoplasm. The transcript has 5 exons. Gene Ontology annotation, molecular function: IMP dehydrogenase activity. The record is from RefSeq and is a predicted model, not a curated record. Lineage: Eukaryota; Viridiplantae; Streptophyta; Magnoliopsida; Malvales; Malvaceae. Gene Ontology annotation, biological process: GTP biosynthetic process. The coding region runs from base 55 to 1536 and encodes 493 amino acids.